Ochotona princeps (American pika) is the source of this 811-nucleotide messenger RNA. It is a transcript of the gene IER2, whose product is annotated as immediate early response 2. The record is from RefSeq and is a predicted model, not a curated record. Lineage: Eukaryota; Metazoa; Chordata; Mammalia; Lagomorpha; Ochotonidae.
GCCCUUCGCCUUCGCGCACCAUCAGCCAGCCCGGCUCCCCGCGUCCUCCCUCGCUCCCGACCCCGAGCCGUCGAGCCAAGGCGCCAUGGAGGUGCAGAAGGAAGCGCAGCGCAUCAUGACCCUGUCGGUGUGGAAGAUGUACCACUCGCGCCUGCAGCGCGGCGGCCUGCGGCUGCACCGCAGCCUCCAGCUGUCCCUGGUCAUGCGCAGCGCCCGCGAGCUCUACCUCUCGGCCAAGGUGGAGGCCCAGGAGCCCGAGGUGGCCGGCCGCCCCUCCGACCCGCGCCUGCUGCUUCUCGCCUCGCCUCCAGCAGCAGCAGGCACGGCCGACGCGGCGCCCCCCGACGGAGAGCCGCCGUCCCCCGAGCCCAUGGACACCGAGGACAAGGAGGAGGAGGCCCCUCGCCCCGCCCAGGCCAGCCGCAAGAGACGGAGUAGCAGCCGCCCGAACGACGGAGGACUGGUUCCCAGCAAGAAAGCCCGCCUGGAGGAGGAAGAGGAGGAGGAGGCGGAGGAAGGAAGAAGAGACGGCCGCGCGUCUCCAGCCCGCCGCCCGGCCGAGGGCGCCUUCCCCAACCUGGCGCGCGUCCUGCAGCGCAGCUUCUCCGGCCUCCUGCACGCAGCCCCGGCGGCCCCCCCGACGGCCGUCCCCGCCCCGUGCGAGGCCACGCCGGCCUGCCGCCCUCCGGACUCGAUGCUCAACGUGCUGGUGCGCGCCGUGGUGGCCUUCUGAGGGACCCGAGCCGCCGCCGCCGCUGCUGCUGCUGCUGCUGCUUCCACCGGAGCCCGUGGGGACCCGUGUCGUCGGGGG